CCAGUAGGUGGAGGAAUAUGCACCAAAAAGCUGGUUUACCAACCACCAUAAAACAUCAAAAGAAGAAGAAGUAAACAAACUUUUAUUUUGGCCUGGCGAGGUGAUGUCAUAAGACUGCGCCACGAUCGCGCUUCUGUGUUUCGACUGAAGAAAGGACAAAGUGUCUAGACACAGAAAAACUCCUGCUGAAGCGGCUGAGAUCCAUGUGACACACGAUUAUAAAGAUGGAGUUUAUUAAAGAGGAGAGUGAAGACAUGAAGAUUGAAGAAGCGUUCAGAGUCAAACAUGAAGAUACCGAGACACAAACAGACCUGAUGGCGCUUAAUGAGGAGAGUCAAGAACUGAAUGAAACAGACGACAAAGAUCAGAAUGAGAAACAGCAUGAUUUCAAAACUGAAGAAAAAUCAAUUAUUUGCUCACAGACUUCCUCACAAACUCAAACUUACACCUGCCAACAGUGUGGGAAGAGUUUCUCACGAAAUGGAGAUCUUAAGACUCACAUGAAAAUUCACAUUGAAAAGAAACAAUUAAUAUGCCCUCAGUGUGGAAACGGUUUUACAAAGAAAAAAUACCUCACUGUCCACAUGAGAACUCACACCAGAGAGAAGUCGUUCACCUGCCCUCAGUGUGGAAAGAGUUUUACCCAGAAAAAAUACCUCUCUGUCCACAUGAAAAUUCACACCAGAGAGAAGUCAUUCACCUGCCCUCAGUGUGGUAACAUUUUUACACAGAAAAAAUACCUUGCUGUCCACAUGAGAAUUCACACCAGAGAGGAGUCGUUCACCUGCCCUCAGUGUGGAAAGAGUUUCACGUCUAAAGGAAGACUUAAGACUCACAUGAGAGUUCACACUGGAGAGAAGCCAUUCACCUGCCCUCAGUGUGGAAACAGUUUUACACAGAAAAAAUACCUCGCUGUCCACAUGAAAAUUCACAUCGGAGAGAAGCCGUUCACCUGCCCUCAGUGUGGAAAGCGUUUCACGUGUAAAGGAAAACUUAAGAUUCACAUGAGAGUUCACACUGGAGAGAAGCCUUUCACCUGCGAACUGUGUGUUAAGAGUUUCUCAUUCAAUAACGGUCUUAAGGUUCACAUGAGAAUUCACACUGGAGAGAAGCCAUUUGUAUGUGAUCAGUGUGGAAAGAGGUUUACACAGAAAAACUGCCUUAAUAUCCACAUGAGAAUUCACACUGGAGAGAGACCUUAUACCUGCAAACUGUGCGGGAAGAGUUUCUCAUUCAAUAACGGUCUUAAGGUUCACAUGAUAAAUCACAAUGAAAAGAAGCCGUUAAUGUGCGCUCAGUGUGGAAAGAGUUUUACGCAGAAACACUGCCUUAAUGCCCACAUGAGAAUUCACACUGGAGAGAAACCUUACACUUGCCCUCAGUGUGGAAAGAGUUUCAGGCACAAAGGAAGCCUUAAGGUUCACAUUAGAAUUCACACUGGAGAGAAACCUUUCACCUGCAAGCUGUGUGGGAAGAGUUUCUCAUUUAGUAACGGUCUUAAGGUUCACAUGAGAACUCACACUGGAGAGAAGCCAUUUGUAUGUGAUCAGUGUGGAAGGAGUUUUACGGAGAACAAACUCCUUAAUGCCCACAUGAGAAUUCACACUGGAGAGAGUCCUUUUACCUGUGAACUGUGUGGGAAGGGCUUCACACAAAAAGAAAACCUUAAAAACCACAUGAAAAUUCACUAAAGACAAAACUUUUAAUUGUCAUUAGUGCGAAUAGACAGGAAUCACCUUAAGAAUCAUUCAAAUUCUCAUCUGAUGUCUCAUUUUAUGUGCCAUCACUGUGGAAGGAGUUUCACAAACAAUGCAAACAUUGAGAGUCACACUGGAGACAGACAUUGCUAGUGUCUUCAGUUUGAGAGGAGUGAUGAGGUUUAGAAAAAGGAGCAAUUUCUACAAUCAUCUGUGUAUUCUUUCUCAAAGACAAUUCAGUUGUUCUCAGUGUACUAAAUGCAUUUUUUUUUUUGCAUUCACACUUAAAGACACACAUGUAAAGUCAUGAUAUCCUGUUUGUGUUCUUUGUUAAAGCAUAUAAUAAGAAACAUUGUCUGAUUGA
This is a messenger RNA of Cyprinus carpio (common carp), 2061 nucleotides long. RefSeq lists its product as uncharacterized. The record is from RefSeq and is a predicted model, not a curated record. Gene Ontology annotation, biological process: regulation of transcription by RNA polymerase II. Lineage: Eukaryota; Metazoa; Chordata; Actinopteri; Cypriniformes; Cyprinidae. Gene Ontology annotation, molecular function: DNA-binding transcription factor activity, RNA polymerase II-specific; RNA polymerase II cis-regulatory region sequence-specific DNA binding. Gene Ontology annotation, cellular component: nucleus.